Messenger RNA from Aspergillus campestris IBT 28561, 2191 nucleotides. Its product is annotated as ATP-binding protein. Lineage: Eukaryota; Fungi; Ascomycota; Eurotiomycetes; Eurotiales; Aspergillaceae. The transcript has 3 exons. Gene Ontology annotation, molecular function: ATP hydrolysis activity; ATP binding. The record is from RefSeq and is a predicted model, not a curated record. Bases 13 to 2109 code for a protein of 698 amino acids.
UAUGAAAGAGACAUGGAUCAUUAUGAGCAGCUCAUGAAUCGUAUUAAGACCUUGGAGCAAGAGAACACGUUGCUGAGAAGAUUCGUUGACCCCGAUUCAACCCAUCACGGGCCACCAUUUUUUCAGGUGCUCUAUCGUUUCGAGGGGAACGACAGGGUCUUCCUGAGGCCGCCUACAUGGACGCGGAAUGCUUCACAGGGAAAAAUCCGGUAUACCUUGAGAGGAGAUCCUCUUUCCAUGAAAGCGGACGAAUACUUGAAAAGGAGCAGGAAUCUUGCCUUUGCAAUUUUCAAGACUUAUGUCUUCGAGCCGGUAGAUGAUCCACCGAAAGAGCAUGACCAGGAACCUGAUAUGUGGCCAAUUCCUGAGCCUGAAGCCGAAACCAUUUUCUUCGUCUCCGAUUAUAUGAGAGAAGCUCUCGAUACGUAUUUGGACGAGCAACCGAAGUUCAAAGAGCUGUUUCCACGAUUCGAUUUGGAAAAGGAAAUUCCGGCUCCUUACCUGUUCUGGUAUUGCUGUCGAUCCUCGCAUGACACUAUCUUGAAGGGGCUGUCCCCUCGUCAUAGGGGUCUGAUGGAGCUAUUUGCUCAUUGGAUAACCUCCAACUAUGAGAGCGAGUAUACGCAUGUAGACAACCAGAUUUCUGGAGGCGUUAUCUCCCCUGCAUCUAUAAAAUAUCUUGUGAAGCCGGGCGACGUGCUUGUGUCUUCCAAAAAAGCCGAUUUCCAAGCCUACAUGGCUACAUCAUGGGCUGAGCAAAGUAAGACCGCGAAAAAAAAUAACAAAGGCGAGAACUGCAUAGAAGUGCAACAGACUUGGCAUGUGGUUGCCUGGUCAUACGACUAUGAUGGAUCAUUCUACCGUAAGAGUACGGUUUUGGAUAUUGAGAUCAACGUCGAAGACCCCACCGAAGAGAUCGCGCUGAGAGAUUUGAGUGUCUUUCCCAUGCGAUACGCUGAUCAAGGCACCCAACUGAGACUUGAGCAGAGGGGACAGACGUAUUGGGAGUGUCGGAAGAAGAAAUUCGUCUCUCGCAGGAGCAGCAAUGAUAUUGAAUCAAUGACCAACAACAACGAGAGGUUCAUGAUUGAUUUCCCAACAUACAAACAACUCCAUUUUUCCGAACCAAAAAUACCUCGUAUAGUGGGGAAGGGCGAACAGAUUUCAGCCGAGCGGAUGGACCUCGAUGAACCGCCACCGGCCCCAGAGCUGUUUCUCUUCCCAACCACGAUCAUCGGAUUCAACCUCCGUCGAAAGAAGUGGGUAAAUCUGGAAGUCGAUCUAAUCCGGAAAGUCGAGUGGAACAAGCAAGCGUUUGAAAGCCUCGUCGUCGAGGAGGAGACCAAAGAGCUCGUCCAAGCCCUGGUCACCAACCGGCUCGAAGCCGAGAGGGGCACAGACAUGAUCGACGAUAAGGGCAACGGCCUAACAAUCCUCCUGCACGGGGGCCCCGGAACCGGAAAGACUUUCACCGCGGAAAGCGUCGCCGAAUUGGCCGAAAAGCCGCUCUACAGAGUGACCUGUGGAGACAUCGGCACCCAUCCCGAAGAAGUCGAACAGUACCUCGAGUCCGCGCUUCACCUGGGCAAGAUCUGGGGCUGUGUCGUGCUGCUGGAUGAGGCGGACGUUUUCUUGCAAGAACGCACCCUGUCGGACUUGAAACGCAAUGCACUCGUCACCGUCUUUUUGCGCGUGCUUGAGUACUACGAUGGUAUCCUGAUCCUCACGUCAAACCGCGUGGGCACCUUCGACGAGGCCUUCAAAUCCCGCAUCCAGCUCUCCUUACACUACCCAAACCUCAGCCAGUCUCAACGCCUCAAGGUCUGGCGGAACCUUAUCAAUCGCCUGAAAAGGCUUGAUCAGCCGAGUGUUGAUUUUGAUGACGUUGAAUGCUACGUAGCGGAGCUGGCUGAGAAGAACAUGAAUGGGCGUGAAAUUCGCAACGCCAUCACAACCGCUCGUCAGUUGGCGAAGUUCAAAGGCAAGAAAGUGUCACACGCGCACUUGAAGCACGUCAUCAAUGUCGCCGGCAGAUUUGAAACGUAUUUGUCGACUCUGAAAGAAGGGUUCACAGACGAUGACAUCGCGAGGGAGUCGGGUCUCCGAUGAGAUCUAGUAUCAAACAAUCCAAGGCUGAAGUGAUCUCUGCGAUAAUUCUCCAUUGUAUAUCUCCAGCAUAUUGUUAUUGCAC